AUGCCAGCUUUUAUCACAGACAAAGCUUCCAGUCAUGCAAUCAUCUCCCAUGCAUACUACAGCAGCAGCAGCAGGCAGCGGAACCGAGGUCAGCCGUACGAGCAGACAUUGGGGCAUGCCGAGAAACAUAAAUUCCAGGCACUCAGAGCGCUGCAAGAGUCUCUGGAAUCGCAGCGGCACACUGGAAACGCCGGAAAGCUGAGGGAAAUCUUCGCAGCCUGCUGCUGGCUUGGAGCCGCCGAGAUGCUCAGCGGCAACGUUCAUGCAGCAAUUGUCCAUUUGACAGCAUCCAAGAAAAUAAUUGAUUCGAUGGGAGGUUGGUCAGCUAUCGGCCGCAUGGAGAAAGAAAUUCUGCUUGGUGCAGUGGUAGGCCUCGCUGCUGCCCUACGCACUCGUCCUGUGAUGGAAAUUGGCGACUUCGACCCUGGAUCGUGGCGCGAAUACACGUGGAGCACCGAGUCGAACGACCCGCCCACAUUAUGCGAAGAUUUGAAGCUUGCUUUCCCUGAAACAGCUCCCUCUGAAUCUUCCGGCUCAACCUCCAUCAGCCCGACCCUGAAAGCUAUAUUUGAAGACAUGCGAGAGCUAUUAGUGAUCGAAGAGCUAAAAUUCAAAUAUGCGGCUUCCAAAUCCUCUGGCACGACAGAAAUUUUCCGCUGGUCUCAUGCUCGCAAAGUCGCAGUCCGAGCUCGCGGUCUGCAUUACUGGUGCGACUUGGUUGAAGCUGCUAAAAAGGAUGGUAAGCCUAUGACAGUGGUCUCCGCGCCUAAUGGAAUUGCAUCCAAACUCGCGCUUACUUACGAGUUUGCGUUAUGCCUUGCUAUGCGCUGCUUUGAUCGUUGCAUCUUCGAAGAGCACUAUCAACCCGGUGGAGUCUUCCGUGAGAGCAAGCGUUACCACAUGGAAAUGACUGCUGUCAUGGAAGCCCUACGGCCCGCCGCGGCGGACUUUUCUCUUGUCCCCGAUGAAUGCAUACGCGACGUUCUGUGGAUCUAUUCUAUUGGUGCGUACGUCGAGGACGUAUUCUUGCGUCCCGAACUCGAGCGAAAGGGAGACCCAGUGCCGUCUCAGAGACGAUUUUUCAGCACCCGCUUUAGCUACUUGGUCGCCGCAAACCUGGAGUUUGGUAGCUUUGAAGACGUCACGCGAUUCUUGAAGGACAAAUAUCUCUAUUAUCCGCGCUUGCAAGAUACAAGUUUGAGGAAAUUGGUCGAAUUGUGA
Molecule: messenger RNA, 1221 nt
Organism: Cladophialophora psammophila CBS 110553
Lineage: Eukaryota; Fungi; Ascomycota; Eurotiomycetes; Chaetothyriales; Herpotrichiellaceae
Exons: 1
Coding region: 1-1221 (406 amino acids)
Source: RefSeq, a predicted model, not a curated record